Messenger RNA from Fimicolochytrium jonesii, 615 nucleotides. RefSeq lists its product as uncharacterized. Lineage: Eukaryota; Fungi; Chytridiomycota; Chytridiomycetes; Spizellomycetales; Powellomycetaceae. The coding region runs from base 1 to 615 and encodes 204 amino acids. The transcript has 4 exons. The record is from RefSeq and is a predicted model, not a curated record.
AUGUCGGUAGACCGCAGGUCUGAAUCCGAAGCAUGUUUGAGAACAAAUGUACAGCGUUCGACUGGACCAUUGGUUUCGCCGACUAAAAGCCGGGUACUCAACAGGAACCGCCACGAGAAGGCUGUCCAGUAUGGGUUCCCGCCUUCAAAAGAGAAAAGAGAAGGUCUAGUAAACAGCAAAUCACAGAAGGACUUACGGCUCGGAAUCGACGCCGUGAUCUUGUCGUGUGCGAUAUGGAACCUGCGGAACGAAGACGUGGAUGAGCCGGUGAGCCCAGCGACGAUCGCGACUAUGACUUGGAGACCUAGGCCGUACCUUGGCGGCGGACAGAAAGCUUGGGGUGUGAGCUUCCAAUCUCAGAUCUUGUCGUGUGCGAUAUGGAACCUGCGGAACGAAGACGUGGAUGAGCCGGUGAGCCCAGCGACGAUCGCGACUAUGACUCGGAGACCUAGGCCGUACCUUGGCGGCGGAACGAAAGCUUGGGGUGUGAGAUUCGAAGCCGUGAUCUUAUCGUGUGCGAUAUGGAACCUGCGGGAAGAAGACGCGAAUGAGCCGAUGAGCCCAGAGAUGAUCGGGAGUAUGACUUUAAAGUACCUUCAUAUCGAUUGUGGGUAG